Molecule: messenger RNA, 1605 nt
Organism: Alternaria novae-zelandiae
Lineage: Eukaryota; Fungi; Ascomycota; Dothideomycetes; Pleosporales; Pleosporaceae
Exons: 4
Coding region: 1-1605 (534 amino acids)
Source: RefSeq, a predicted model, not a curated record
AUGUCAAUCACUUUCGGUGCCGUUGGUGACAUAAUCUCGGUUGCUUUGUUGGCCAAAGAUCUUAUCGCGACGCUCGACGAGGCCCGUGGGUCCAAAGCUGAGUAUCGAGCUGCAGUCCAGGCCAUCAAAACCUUGAACGACACUAUCAAUCUAGUGAAUCACCAUGUUAUACAACAGGGAGUCACCACACCCGAAUUGCGUAAUCUUUGCGAGACGUCAAAGCAAGCUGUGGCGAGAUGUCGUAUCCUAGGUGAUGCCUUUCUAGCACGACUUCGAAGAUACCAGACUACGUUCGAUAAGACCCAUGGUGCAAACAAGAUCAAAGAGAUGGCGAUGGCUGUUCGCUGGCGUAUUGGAGAAAAGGAGGCACUAGGGCAGUUUCAUGCUGAGAUACUAGGGGCUAGCUUAUCGCUUCAGACAUUGUUAGCGACCGCAAACUUUUCACUUCUCAGCGUUAAUCGGAAAGAGAUGAACGCAAAGCUUGACGCAGCUCAGGUCGAAAGCCACGCCACCAUCCUCUCACAAAAUACAUCACUCAACGUCCUUGCAGAUGGUGUCAAGAACGCCAACAGCAGAAUCGAGGCCGGCAAUUCAAUCUUGGCUAAAGUUUCGGAAGCACUGAAAUUCGAUCGGAUCCGUCAGCUGGGUGCUGAGCUCAAAGGUCUGAUGCGAGGUGUAAUGGCGGUAAACUUCGCGACCUACCGCGCGGUCAUCCGCCUAGAGUCUGCACUUCCCAGCCACUUAGAGCGAAGACUUAUUGAGGACCCCGUGAUUCUGGAAGACCCGAUUGGUCGCAUCGCGCCUGUACACCUACAGUUCAUCACUUCUUGGGAUGCCUUCAAUGCGGUGCUCGAGGGGCGCUUUCACGAUAGGGAAGGAUAUAAGAAGAUGAAGCAACGAGAAUACGGAUUACAAAUAAGAAAGACUGGCAAAGAGAUUGAGCAGUCGCGGCCGUGGCAAAGCGCUUUUUCGCCUGGGCAGCAUAUUGAGAUGAGCUUCGUCUUCAACCAAGAUGAUGUCGGCGAGAGCAGCAGUGCAAUCUGUCCUGGAUGCCGGACCCCAUCAUCACAUUCCAAUGAUGCCGAUAUACAAUGUACAGAAUGUCAGAUGUUCUUUCGCAGGAUCACCGUGAUACAGGACGAUGAAUCUCCACCCCGAAACACGCCUUCCGCUGAAGAUCAGCACACUCGAGAUUUUGUCCUGCAACCAGAACUUACGGAGGUCGGUAGUCGAAAACGAACUUUUUAUGAGCCUGCUGAGCGCGAGGAAGAGGACUUGAGAAGCUUCAAACGAUACCACGCCGAGGUCCGCCAGAGAGCACGCGAGCCAGAACAGAAGUAUGCCGAGCAAGCCGAACUCGAUCAUCUUGAGCUACUUCUUAUUCUUCGCCAGGAAGCUGAACUAGAAACGGAUCAGUUUAGGAAGCUGAGCUUAGACAGAAAAGGUGAUACCCGUAUGCUCGACAAGCUUGAAGGGCUGCUACUGGGAGCUGAGGCUCGUGAAGUGGAGACUGAGGGGAAGAAGCUGGCCGAACAGAUGGAGAAGGAUAAACUACAACGACUCUUACGUGCUCAGGCCGAAGAGCAACGCAAGCUCCAGGCAUAA